UAUCACGCGGAGAAGUCGAGCCACAUGGCCGAGCCAGAGAAAUCGUCGUUAUUAAGUGGGAGCGAAUUGCUACAGCAUCAUACAUCGACGUACGAAGUGAACGCUCAGUUCACGCGGUUGGUAUCGACGGAUGAUCUGGAUGCUGACCGGCAAAAUGAUCUCGCUCGAAUGAAAGACGAUCUCCGGCGUCUGCUGGCACAAGAACGAGUAAGUAAAUCUGAAUGCAUCUCGGAAGGUGUAUGGGAAAACGAUAACCGGCGAGUACGGAUCAUACGUGCCGAAGGAAAAUGGCAAGCGUUUGGAUACGAAGACUCGUCUGGAAAGUACGUCGACAGCUACGAGGCGCUGUUCCUAAUGGAAAUGAACCGGCUCUUCGUGAAAUGGAACGGGGUUGUCGUGUCGAUCGAGCAAGGCUAUAGCUUGUUCCUGGGAUCCCAUCACAGCAGUUACCUGACGCUUGAGGAGUAUCAAGUAUACUCCCUGCUGAAUCGUGUCGGAUACUUCGUGCUUCGAUACGAUCCCGACCGCGUGACUUACCAGCCAGAGGAAAUGGACAUGCUAUCCACAGAGGAACGAUGUGUUUGGAGUAACCUGUACGAAAUGCUCCAUCAACCAAAUCCUCGAGAAACAUUCAGCGAAAAAGAAAAGCAUUCCACAAUGUAUGAUACCGUAUGCAAAUCAAUGCUGCAAUAUAAGGAACACAUUCGUGGUCCUGGCGUGCCGCUUGAAGUGGCCUUUUCUUCACAAACAGAUGAAACCUACGAGCCUACACCAAAGAAACCGCAUUUGGAUGAAAGCGAUUGCUUUGCACUGGUCGACCGGUUCCGGCGAAUGUUCCAACGAUUUGAUAUCAUUCGUAGUACAACUGAAGAAGAAUACGGAAGAAACGAUGGACCGGCACCGAAUGAAUCAGUUCUCCAUCUCACCUUCGAGCUAUUUCCAUCUGAUGCACAAGGCUUCAAAAAGUCUCUUCCUCCGCUACCGAUCGCAAGGAUACUUGUGCGAAAGUCCUCGGAGCCGAUGCCACAUUUAAGAGAUUUGCAGAGGGUCUACCAUUCGCAAAAGAUUCCUGUGCCAUUGAUGCUUAUGCUAGUUUCUGAUAGUUUAUCUGUAAAUUGCUUCCUGUAUGACAUGAAUCCGUUAAGGAGAAAUAUUAUCAAACUGCCGAACGACAGUCUGGGACAAGAUACACAAAAUAUAGCUAGUAGUUCAGGUUAUCGUGAUAAUAACGGCUUUGAGAUGGAACAUUAAAACACUUUCUUACUGUAGGUUUGUGUGAGUAUAUCCUAUUUAAAACAGCUGCCUGUUGAACAUUACAAUUGCAACGUUUGAUUUAUUUAGUUUAAUAUUUAAUUCGCACAUAUUUUUUACAAAAUACUUAACAAUACAAUGAAUG
Anopheles darlingi is the source of this 1396-nucleotide messenger RNA. RefSeq lists its product as uncharacterized. Gene Ontology annotation, cellular component: tRNA-intron endonuclease complex. Gene Ontology annotation, biological process: tRNA-type intron splice site recognition and cleavage. The transcript is spliced from 4 exons. The coding region runs from base 25 to 1251 and encodes 408 amino acids. Lineage: Eukaryota; Metazoa; Arthropoda; Insecta; Diptera; Culicidae. The record is from RefSeq and is a predicted model, not a curated record.